Electrophorus electricus (electric eel) is the source of this 2566-nucleotide messenger RNA. It is a transcript of the gene sdccag8, whose product is annotated as SHH signaling and ciliogenesis regulator sdccag8. Gene Ontology annotation, cellular component: centriole; centrosome. Lineage: Eukaryota; Metazoa; Chordata; Actinopteri; Gymnotiformes; Gymnotidae. The record is from RefSeq and is a predicted model, not a curated record. Gene Ontology annotation, biological process: establishment of cell polarity; neuron migration; tube formation.
GCCAUUGAUGGUUUUUAUGACUAGUAUUAUCAUGUUCUGAACUUUGAAGAAGCUAAUUUUAAAAAACAGUUUAAGUUUGAUUUUUCUUGUGUUUAAUUAGGCAACAAUGAAACCCUCAAUGGACUUGGACGAGGAAGAAGAAUUAGGACUAUAUCAGAAGAAACUGAGAGAGAGAGCCAAUCGCAGUAUUCAGCAGUUGAGCAGUAUGCUGGCGAACCACAGCUCAGACGCUGAAGCCUUGGAGCAGGGCAGCAGUCCGAGCUGUCAGUCAGAGGGCCCGUGGCCGUCCGUGCAGCAGAGUGAAGCAGUCAGUCAGCUGCGCUCCUUGCUGCAGCAGCGGCCGAGGGAAGCACAAGUUCAGUCCCUUUCCCCUUCAAAGAGGAAGUCUUCUCCAAAGAGGCACACAGAUGAAGACAGUAGCAGCUUGCCUGCAGUUCAGGACCUGGUUCCCAUCAUUCACAACCAAUCAGAGUACAUCCAGCAUCUUGAAGCUGAGGUCAAGUUCUGUAAGGAAGAGCUUCUUGUGAUGAAGCAAAGAGUCAGAGUGGUGGUUGUGGAGAAUGAGAAACUUCAUGAAGAGCUUAAGGCAAAGAUGGUGGAAGACACUCUGAAGGAAUACACCCUCGUGGAUAGCACGGUAAAUGAAGAAACCACAGUAGAUAAAAUUACAUCGACACCGACACCGAAACCAAGGCAGUCUUUCAUUCACCAAAAUGAGGACAAGUGGGAAAAAGAGCUGGAGCAGCUGAAGUGUCUCUACCAAGCCCAGACUGAGACUUUGGAAGCUCAGGUGGUUUCACUGAAGAAGGACCUGGUGAGCUGUCAGAAAGAGUGUGAGGAGGUGAAACAGCGUCUGAGGCAUAAGGAAGCGUUGGCAGCUAUGGUGGGCAGUGGUCAGCGUGUUGGGGGCUUGUGUGUGAAGUGUGCCCAGCACGAGGCUGUGCUCGCAGAAACCCACUCCAACGUUCAUGUUCAGGCCAUUGAGAGGCUCACCAAAGAGCGAGACGAGUUAAUGACAGUGCUUUGCUCCCUGAGGGCAGCUCAGAGUGAGGCGCAGCAGAGGGAGUGGUCUGCCUACCAGCAGGUCAAGCAGGCUGUGGAGAUGUCAGAGGAAGCCAACCUGGAGAAGACCAAGGCACUAGUGCAGUGUGAGCACAUCCAGGCUGAGCUGGCAAGACAGAGGGAGAGGCUGGAGAAGACGCUGGCCUCAGAGCAGGAGAAGAUCUCCCAAGCCAGGACCAUAGCACAGGCCGAGGGCAAGAGAGAGAAAGAGAAGCUCGCUCAGGCGGUGAGCUCUCUGACUCAGAGAGCGGCUGAGCUAGAGGGACUUGUGGGCCGAGGGGAGAGGGAGAGGAACUCCCUCAACACCCAGCUGGAAGAGGCCUUUAGGAAGCUCACCUCUCAGGAAGCUGACAGUAGCAAGGUGUGUGGAGAGCUGCGAUACCAGUUAAGCCAGGCCCAGCUUAAGAGAGAAGAGGCCGAGAGGGAGGCGCGGGACUCCAGUGCCAAACUGGGCCGGCGGCUCGAACUGACAGAACAGGAAGUGCAGAAGCUGGGUGCGGAGCUGAGCGGCAGCCGGCAGCGUUUGGAGGAGGCCCAGAGGGCGGAGGGCCGAGCCCGGGCGGAGGCAGCAGGCCUGGCCGAGGGUCUGAGCCGCGCCCAGCGCCAACUGCACCUCACCAGGCAGGAGAAGGAGACAGCAGAGCGCCGUUGCGCGGAGGACACGGCCGCUCUGACCUUCCAGGCACAGCGGCGCGAGCGCGAGCUGACACAGACGCUCGGGCAAAUGGAGGCACAGCACGAGCAGAGUGUUGCAGAAACGGAUGCCUUGCUGAGCUCUCAGAAGGGCCUGAUUGGGAAGCUGAAGGAAGAGUGUCGAUGUCUUGGCUCAGAGCUGGAGGAGCUGACCCUCGCUAACAGGGUAGAGGUGGAACAGUUGUCCUUGGAGAAGCAGCACCUGCAGGACAGUGUGGAGAAGCUUCAAGGCCGCUGUCAAGAGAUGGAGGAGCAGUGUGUGCAGCAUGGGAGAAUGCAUCAGCGCAUGAAACACAGGCUGCAGCAGCUGGACCAGCAGUGCCAGUCUAGCGCUCAGCAGGUGGUGGCGCUGCUCAGCAGGCAGAACCAGCUCGUGCAGGACAGGCAGAUCCUCAGCCAGGAGAUGCAGAACCUCCACGUCCAGUUACCACUUGAGAAGAAAGAUGAUCUUCUAACACUGUGAGCUUGGUACCCUCACAGUUGGGCGAACCGCCUUUGAAGUUGAUCUGAUCACCGACAGACCACCGCUAAUACUGAUUUGCUCUGAUAAAUCAUGUCAAAUGUUGUUGGUAUGAAGUGGGUGAGUGUGCGUUAGUGAGUGAGAGUUUGUGCGUGUGAUGGCUGCAGGGGUCCGUGUGACAUCACAGUCCAUACUGGGGACCCAGCAGCAGUGCUGGCUCUGUGUCAAACACACAACACGCACAUACCACACCUUCUGCAGUCCCUGGAUUUGGGUAAUUACUUCCAUGACUAUUCACUGUGUUUUAUUGCAAUGGAUUUAGUUGUGUGUGUGUGUGUGUGUGUGUGUGUG